GGGGUUACACAUCACUGUGUAUAAAUACUGCUUAGAGUUGGGGCGCUCUUCGGUCUGUUCCCUACAUCCAGGCCGGUUAUAUCACAGAUUUUCAUUCCUUUAGCAUGGACUAUUCACAGUCAGAAUCCGGUGUUUCAAAACGCCUUUCAUGGGGGAGAGUGGUCCAAAAACUGCUCAAUCAUACUGAUGACACAAAACCAUUGAGGAAAAGAGAUUCAGGGUGUUUAUCUGUGGUUUCGGUGGACGACGACCCAUUUGAAGAGGCUCUGUGUGCUGAGACGGUGGCCAACGUGUCUGAUGUUCUGAGUGAGAGCAGUGCUGAGCUGCACGGCUCCUCCAGACUGAUUGUUCCUCAUGUGUUACUGGAGAGGAUCGGUCAGGAGCUGCUGCAGCUGGCGGCCACUGAACCCUGCGGUCUCCGAGGAGCCAUCAUUGAUGUGUGUGUGGACAACAGCAAGAGUCAUCAGAGUGUUGGACAGAUAGCUGUGGACCCAGAUAUUGUUCCAACUUUUCAUCUUACAUUUUUACUGCGCCUGGAUUUGGGGGGACUGUGGCCAAAGUUCACGAGUAGGCUUAGUAACUCUGUUAAACUGAGCACAGGCUUUACAGUGGUGAAAAGGAAGCUGUACAGCUCAGAGGAAGUGUAUGUGGAAGAAUUAUGACCUCAAAAUGGCACUUCUUUCAAAAAUUACUCUUAAGAGCUAUAGGCAAACCCUACUUGAAAACUCUUGGCAUUUUUUUUUCUUAUAUGAAAUAAGAAAAAUAUACAAAUAUUGAUGUAUGGGUUUUACUAUACAUUGUGUUAAGCUGAUAGGGCAAGCUGUGUUGCAUAAACUUACAAUCUAGCCCUAAAAAUACCCAUCACUUGAGUAAUGGCAGCUACAAUUAUUCAACUACCUCAGCAAAGAAACUACUGUAGACAUUUCAUAAUUGUACUUGUGUAAUUCUGCAAAAUGCUUGCACAAAUUAAAUUUGCACUACCUCGUUACGUGGCGAAGUUUACAAAUGUAUGUUAGUUUAUGAUUUUAUCAAGUGUUCUUUCAUCAUCAGCAGAAACCCAGUUGAGGAACACUGUCAGAAGUACUGAAUCAGAACUUACUGCCAAAGAUCUGCAUUGUCCUAUUUUUUUACUUACACAUUCAUAUUUUUUGGGCUUUUUUUAUACAAAUAAAACUGCAUAAUGAUGCCAAACCAAAAAUUAUUGUGGUUAUUCAGUGGUUAUUUGAUGGCCGAUUGUUUCUUUUCCGUUAUUUCUGUCUCUGCCUGAUGUCACACACUGCCUUUUUCAAAUUAGGUAUGGAGAUAGUAAUA
This is a messenger RNA of Pangasianodon hypophthalmus (striped catfish), 1311 nucleotides long. RefSeq names its product DNA damage-inducible transcript 4 protein. The record is from RefSeq and is a predicted model, not a curated record. The transcript is spliced from 2 exons. Lineage: Eukaryota; Metazoa; Chordata; Actinopteri; Siluriformes; Pangasiidae. Gene Ontology annotation, cellular component: cytoplasm. Gene Ontology annotation, biological process: negative regulation of TOR signaling; apoptotic process; response to hypoxia. The coding region runs from base 105 to 662 and encodes 185 amino acids. Gene Ontology annotation, molecular function: 14-3-3 protein binding.